Messenger RNA from Amoebophrya sp. A120, 687 nucleotides. The record is from the annotation of a GenBank genome assembly. Lineage: Eukaryota; Dinophyceae; Syndiniales; Amoebophryaceae.
AUGAGCAACGGCCUGAUAGGAGAUAGAACAAGUACUAGAAGUAGAAACAAAAAUCUGGAGCCGGGCGACUUUUGGGGUAUGUCGCAGUUUGGCUUCGCGAGUAAAUCAGGAGCAAGAGCAGCUGGAAAUAAGUCGUGGCUCCUCAGUAGAAGUGCACCUGUAUUGAAUAGAGCUGGUGGAAAUGAUGGUCGAGCGGUCACCAGCGCCCGCACUGCAGAGCAGGGGGUCGACGUCCUGCAGGGCGAUUACGACACUAAUAAACUGGAUUAUCUGUAUGCGGAUCCAUCGCCGAACCUGGUCGUCUUGGCCGCCGUGGUGCGAAAAGUUUGUCGGGCCGCCAGCGUCGAGGGCCUGCUGCUAUCCAGCGAAGUGGAAACGCGGGAAGAACAGCAGGUGCUCGAAUUUUGCACCAUCAUCCGCGAAACUUGGACAAAACACGCACGCGUUCUGGGCGGGACUCCCGGAAGUCUAGUUUUACUGAAAGCCUGGCUAGGGGACGACGACGAGGACAGUGGUCUUCAAGAUGCUGAAUUUCAUUUGCAGCCCGAGCACGACGAACAGAGCAAGAAAGCGGAGCUCCCACCUGCAAGCGGCUUUCACCCGCCUGCGCGUCAUCAGCCAGCACUUCUGCGGAGCAAUGGCCUUGGUUUAUUUGCGCCGGGGGGGCCGCGACGUUCUUAUUCUGAC